GCAGCCUACGUCCAGCUUACUAGAACACCCUAACCACGUGAAAUGCCGCAAACCAAGUGUAAGCUCCACCUACCCUCUGCCUGUCCGUAAGUACAAACCACGCCAUCGCGCACGCUGACUCUGGCCCAUUGUCCCAGGCAGGAUAAAGCGUCAGCGCCGAUGGGCAGCGACGCCCAUUUAGGCUGUUUACCAUAGUAACAUGCUCUGGACGUGCCGAGGCUCUUUGCUUGCUCCUCCGCAGUACUCCAACGACUCCACAUGCCCCAACUCCACACUAGCCGAUCGUCAUCUUCAACUGUGUCUGGUAUUGCGUCUGGACCGCGCCCGACUCUCCGCGCUGUCUGACACAUGGCGAAGCCCAGCCCGAGCUACCAAGCAAGACCUAGAUUCCAAAUCUUUUUGCCCUAUUAAAGCUCCGGCAGCGAGCUCGACGACCUGAUACUCACGCGCCCACGACCGUGGAGUCGUUGUACAACCACCCCUCACCCUCCUCGCAAUGGCGACCCUCGGCAACGUCCUCGCCACACAGCCCUUCAAAACCCUCUACGUCGUCGCUGCGCUCCUUGUCAACCUCGCCAAGCUCCCCUUCUGGAUCGCAAAGUACACGCUCGUCCGCCAACACCCCGCAUGGAGCUUCCGCCAGGCGCUCGCGCUGCGCAUGACGCGCGCCUUCAUCUCCGUUGUAUCGGUGGUCCGGAUGCGUACGCCGCUGCCGCUCACGCCGGGUAAGGAGGGCGCGCGGUUCGCAGUGAUUGCGCACAGAGCGGAAGACGCGGGCAAGUUCAAGGGGCCGAUGCUGGCGAACGCGCAGACGGUGCAGCCCGGCGACGUCGGCGCGACGUGGUAUCCCGCGCGGCUGGAGGCUGGCGGCGUGGCGGCGGACACGCGGGUGCUUGUGCACAUCCACGGCGGGGCGUACGUCGUUGGCGACGGCCGCACAGAAGCAACGGGAUACCUGGCGCGCAGUCUGCUGAAGCACACGCCCGCGACGCAUGUCGUGUGCCCGCAGUACCGCCUGUCAACGCUGCCGGCGGGUCCAGCGUCGAACCCGUUCCCCGCCGCGCUCCAGGACGCGCUGACGGCGUACCUCUUCGUUCUACACGAGCUCAAAGUGCCGGCUGAGAGGGUCAUCCUGGGCGGCGACUCGGCGGGCGCAAACUGCGCGAUUGCCCUGCUACGCUACAUCGAUGCGUAUGGCGGCGAGCUCGACAUACCGCCGCCCGGCGCCGCACUUCUGUGGAGUCCCUGGAUCAAUCCUACCGACGGGGACACGUCGUUUGUGCGGACAAAUCCGCACUAUGGAUCCGACUACAUCGAGCCGUCCUUCACGUCGUGGGGCGUGUGUGCGUUCGCGGGGCAGGAUCCGCCGCUGGCAGGGCCGAGCAUCAUCGCGAGCAACCCGUAUGCGAAUGCGAAGGUGAGUGGGUUCCGGACGCCGGUGCCGCUGUAUGUGAACGUGGGUGGGGCAGAGGUUCUGUACUUUGAUGGAAAGGAGUGGGCCGAGAUGAUGAGAAAGGAGGGGAAUGCGGUGCAUCUGGAUAUCACCGAGGGAGUUUGUCAUGAUUUGUUCAUGGUGGCUGGACUCGUAGGGAUGGAGAAGAAGGCGACGGAGAUGGCGAAGAGUGCCGGCGAGUGGCUGCGGGGUUUGACAAGAAAGUAGAGAAGAUGGGAGAGAUAUCGACGCGUGUACACGGUAGCAACCUGCGUAUCGUUUAGCAAACUUGAUGAAUGUAGACUACAAGGGCCAAUGAAGUCUCAAGGUAUGGGCAUUCCGAAAUAGAAACUGUUCUACAAUAUCCCUGUUUUUUGUUAUACCCGACGCCACUCCCAUACCGCUUAAGCCUGGGCCUUAAUGAGCCUGGUCCCUAAUG
Messenger RNA from Paraphaeosphaeria sporulosa, 1871 nucleotides. Its product is annotated as alpha/beta hydrolase fold-3 domain-containing protein. Gene Ontology annotation, molecular function: hydrolase activity. The record is from RefSeq and is a predicted model, not a curated record. The coding region runs from base 497 to 1660 and encodes 387 amino acids. The transcript has a single exon. Lineage: Eukaryota; Fungi; Ascomycota; Dothideomycetes; Pleosporales; Didymosphaeriaceae.